GUGACGACAGCGCCAUCUGCAGUCGAUCAGCUGGAUUCCCGAAAGUGGAUCUGACGACUGACGCUUAAUGCUUAUGACCAUCUGAAUUCGUUGCGCCGCGAACAUCAGCAUUCAGCAGUCGCGUUCUAGUGUUCGCGAGUAUAGUGAGAGGGGAAAAAGCAUGACGCAUCGGAUCACUGUGUGUUGAUGAUUUCCUCUUUUAUCAUCUCUAACUUCGUGUCUACCUUCUACAGUUGUAGACCUGAAAAAUCCGCACCUAUAUAGACAGAACAAAUCGUGUGAAAUUUAUGCGCGAGAAUCUUCCCGAGAAGUGUUACACUGUUUACUUAUAUAUCGACGAAUCAUCUAGCCAUCAGAAGUGUAGGCUGUGAUUUGGUAAAAACUUAUAUAGCUACUCGUCGUCGUAGGUAGUGUUUAUCCAAGGUCGCCAUGGAGCAAGACGACGUUUUGACGAUACUGAAGAUUUUGAUGAUAGGCGAGACCAAUGUCGGAAAAUCCAGUAUUCUACUGAGGUUUACGGAAGAUGAGUUUCAUGACAAUAUACAGAACACUGUGGGAAUGGAUUACAAGUCUAAGAAAGUCACAAUCGACGGCAACACUGUGAAACUAGCAAUUUGGGAUACUGCUGGACAAGAACGUUUCCGCACAUUAACUCCUAAUUAUUAUAGGGAUGGUCAAGGAGCUAUUUUAGUGUAUGACGUUACGGACAGAAGCACAUUCACAAAGUUAGAUAUGUGGCUCAAUGAAUUACAUACAUACUGCAACAAGACAGAUAUUGUCAAGAUGGUAGUGGGCAAUAAAAUUGAUCUUCCAGAUAGACAAGUCACUACCGAAGAAGGCUUGCAAUUUGCAAGAAGACAUCAGACACUUUACAUUGAAAGUAGUGCCAAAACUGCAGAUGGUGUGAAAUGUUGUUUUGAGGAACUUGUACAAAAGAUCAUUCAAACACCAGGUUUAUGGGACACAUAUUCUUACAAGACGUAUAACGGUGCAAAUACUGCUGGUGGUCCAAGACAACGGAUGGGAAGAAGGGGAAUGCAACUAACUGACGAUUACGAGCCGGAGAAUACAUAUUCAAGUUGUUAUUGCAGUUUAAUUUAAUCUAUCUCCACUAAGAAAGUGCUGCGGUGCAAGCUGAAAUGAUAGCAAGAAUUUAUUUAUUGCAUAUUUUGAACUGGGCAUACCUUAAUACACUAUCGCUUAUCAACAAGAUAUAUAUGUGUGUAUAUAUAUAUAUAUAUAUAUAUUGUGUACUUUAUUUAACUAAUUAUAGUUUCUGCAUAUUUUUUAAAAAUUAAUUACUGUAAAGUAGCAACUAUAGUUCUAUUAGGACCUAGUUUUCAACUUGAAAUUUUUUGUAUGAAUUUAGAAUAUGCACUUACGUAUAAAAAAUGUAAAAACCUAUAGACGGCCUUCAACAUGAUAUUUCAGUAACUAAAAUUUUAACAUUUUCAAUAUUAAUUAGUACAGCACUUUUUAACAUUUGAGGAUACACAAGUAACAUAAAAAAAAACAGUAAAAGAAGCGUUUGUUAUAAAAACUUUUGUAGCUUUUUGUAUGUUACAUUUGCUGCAAUAACUUUGAUUACAAUUGAAGAGUAUGUUAUAUUGUAUGACAACAUUUAUUUGUUGUUAUAUAAGCUAAAACAUGUUAAUAAUUUUACGAAUUUUAUGUAUCUUCAAUCAUGCUCGUGAUAUUAUAAAUGUUUCAAUGAAACAUGCUAUGUUAAGACUGGUAAUAUGCAGUGAAUUUCAUGUACAGAAAACAUUGUAAAAUAUUUAUUUGUAAAUAAAGUGGUUUCUCAACUAAAUUGUCAAUCAUUACCUUAAACUUCUCGUUAUCUUCAUUUGUUUGUCAGUCAUUUUAAUUUAUUUUUUAUUUAAACAAUUGAGCAUGUUUUUUGGCAAUCUUGUUUCUUCCCAAAGAUAGUCCAAAAUUCACAACUUAAUUAAUUCAGCAAUUCAAAACUAUCAAGAAGUGUUAAAUUUAGUGGGCAUUAACAUUGAUAACAAAAACUCUUGGAAAGAUAAAAUCAGACUUUACAAAUGUCUUGUUAUGAAGGUUACAACAAUAAAAAUUAUAUCGAAGAAUGCUUUAAUAUUGAUAAAAUCUUAGUUUAUAACUGGAAUUCAGAUGAAGAAAAAGAAAGUGACUUAGAUUCAUGUUCACAAUCAAACACAACGUUGGUAAAUAGUAGUUCCAGUAAUGCAGCCGAACUCGAUGAAUGUGAAAAGAAUAAAAUUUUAAAUAGAAAAAAUUAUCUGAGACAAAAUUUAAUGGCUCCUUUGACUUGGGCACUGAGUAAAACACUGAAGUAUAAUCCAACAAAUCCUAUUCACUACAUUGCUUGUCAACUACUUAGAUGGAAAUAUAACAAUAUUACUUCCAAAGAAAAAGAAGAAACGAUCGAUUUCGUUAUUGAUGCUACCGAUAAAAAAGAUCUUAAGCUCUUAGAAAAAACGCUAGAGCGAGAAGAAAGACACUCAUAAAUGAGAAAAUGCAUCAUAGCAGCUAUGUCACUGUAAAAACAUAUUAAGUACUUAAUCAUCAACAAUAAUGGUGCUGUACCAAUGUUCAAUAUUUUUCAGCACUUCCUUCAAAUAUAAGUGAAUCUGCAAUAUCUCGUAAUAUUUCAUAGAUGUGAAUGAGAAACAAAUAAAUUGAGAGAAUUUUCAAACUCAUUUAUUUUUUUUAUAUAAAUUAAAUUUGUAUUUUUUAAGUAUGGGAAAAUAAAUAAAUUUUGUUAUCUGUAUAAAGUGCAUGAAUUUGUAGAAAAUUCUUUUAUUUUGUAAUUAUUAAUGAGUCUCAUACAUUUGUCACAUAGUAUUUCAAUUGGAAAUAUUCCGAGCGCAAUAAUAGCACUCAAUAUGAGCAGUUAUUGGAAUGAACAAAUGUAAGAACAUCACAAUGCAAAAGACGUUCGCAGUACAUCUCAGCAGUAUAAGUGUACAGUGUUAAAUUUGUGUAAAAUCCUUGAUCACAAAAUUAAGAAAAAAAUGUUGAUCUCUUACAAUUAUUAUAUCGAAGACUGUUCGAGUAAUCGCAACUCGAGCACGGAUACCACAUGUAAAUUUGUUUUCCAAAGUGAAAACGCGAUUGAAAAAUGUAUAACAUUUGCAUCAGAUACUGCACGUAUGCGUUGACCACGGAGUUACAAUAGUACAGUUAGCUAUGGCCAUUAUCUAAAACACUUUCAGACUUUAUUCCCCAAAGUUGGUAAAUUUUA
Messenger RNA from Nasonia vitripennis (jewel wasp), 3226 nucleotides. Its product is annotated as ras-related protein Rab-18-B. The coding region runs from base 430 to 1101 and encodes 223 amino acids. Gene Ontology annotation, molecular function: GTP binding; GTPase activity. The record is from RefSeq and is a predicted model, not a curated record. The transcript is spliced from 7 exons. Lineage: Eukaryota; Metazoa; Arthropoda; Insecta; Hymenoptera; Pteromalidae.